Aspergillus melleus is the source of this 666-nucleotide messenger RNA. RefSeq names its product glutathione S-transferase family protein. The record is from RefSeq and is a predicted model, not a curated record. NCBI's taxonomy places the organism in Eukaryota, Fungi, Ascomycota, Eurotiomycetes, Eurotiales, Aspergillaceae. The coding region runs from base 1 to 666 and encodes 221 amino acids. The transcript has a single exon.
AUGUCUCCGAAGCCCAUUGUCCUCUACAGCCAUACUGGUGGCCCCAACCCAUGGAAGGUGGCCGGACUCCUCGAGGAGCUCAACAUCCCUUACGAGACGAAGUUUAUCCUCAGCGAAAACGUGAAAAAAGAGCCGUUCAUCUCGGUGAACCCCAACGGCCGUGUGCCCGCCAUCGAGGACCCAAACACAAACAUCACCCUGUGGGAGUCCGGGGCCAUCCUGGAGUACCUUGUCGAGACCUAUGACAAAGAGCGCAAGGUCAGCUUCGAGCCCGGCACUCCAGAAUACUUCCACGCAAAGCAGUGGUUGCAAUUCCAAACGUCCGGCCAGGGACCGUACUUCGGCCAGUUCGUGUGGUUCACGUUUCACCAUCCGGAGAAGAUCCCUAGUGCGCAGGAGCGCUAUCUGAAUGAGAUCCGGAGGGUGUCCGGAGUGCUCGACAAGUGGCUGGAGGGUCGCGAGUGGCUGGUGGGCGGAAAGUUCAGCUACGCGGAUGUAGCUUUCCUGCCUUGGUAUGGGAUUCUGGGCAAGUACACUGGCGACGCUAUCGAUGCUGAGAAGGAAUUCCCCAACCUUGACGCCUGGUUGAAGAGGCUGAACGGUAGACCUGCUAUUGCCAAAAUGCAGAAGGAUAGGGCAGAGGCGGGUGCGAGCCAGUCGAAGUAG